AGUAUAUCAUGAGCCUGUGUGGCACAUACCUCCACCCCUUACUAUUUUUAAAGAGUUAAGAGUACCGUAUUUACGGUUAAAUGAUAGUCGAUUGAUGCCAAUGAUAGGAUUGGGUACACACGGUAUCAGUGAUAAACAUGCCGUUUAUAAUGUGAUAGAGAAUGGGAUGGCCAGCGGAUACCGACACAUAGAUACGGCUCAUCUCUACAAAAAUGAAGAGUUUGUCGGAGAAAAAUUGAGAGAAAUAUUUAAACGAAAAGAUAAGUUUCGUUUGAAAAGAAGUGAUGUAUUUGUGACAACAAAACUGUGGAAUACCCGUCACAGUCGGUUCCAAGUUAUUGAAGGUCUUAUCGAAAGUAACCGAAAACUAAACAUCGAUUAUAUUGACUUAUUUCUCGUGCACUUCCCGAUGGGUUGGCAGGAGGGCGGGAAAGAUAUACCACUCGAUGCAAAUGGAUUGACCAUUGAUACAAACAUAUCGGUAGUGGACACGUGGAAAGGCAUGGAAGACGCUCUUAGAAUGGGAAUGGUUAGGAGUAUUGGUGUUUCAAACUUCAAUGUCGAUCAAUUGACUCGACUGGAAGUGUUCGCUAAAGUCAGACCUGUAGUCAAUUUGCUUGAGAUCAACCCAUACCUUACUGAGGACUGUUUGGUGCGUUUCUGUCAAAAAAGUGGUAUACAAGUGGCCGCUUAUAGUCCAUUGUCGCGGGGAAACCAAACCUUACUUCACGAGCCAGUGCUUAUCAAAAUGGCUCUCAAACACCACAAGACUGUCCCACAGAUAAUAUUCCGAUGGCUAAUACAAAGAGGAAUUGCUGUCAUAUCCACCACUAUUGAUAGUCAUCGUAUGCAUGAAUACAUGGAUAUCUUUGAUUUUAAAUUAAGUGAAAGUGAAAUGAAAAAAAUUAGUCGACUUAAUAAAAAUUGGCGCAAAACUGAUGUCCAAUAUUCAAGAUUUAAUGCCGAAUAUCCUUUCAGAAAGAUGUGUUACGACUAA
Molecule: messenger RNA, 997 nt
Organism: Oppia nitens
Lineage: Eukaryota; Metazoa; Arthropoda; Arachnida; Sarcoptiformes; Oppiidae
Product: aldose reductase C-like
Exons: 3
Coding region: 95-997 (300 amino acids)
Molecular function (GO): oxidoreductase activity
Source: RefSeq, a predicted model, not a curated record